AUGAAGAUGCACAGGAUCCCGAUGGACACCCAGACCGUGCCCGCCCCCUUCGCCGUCCGCAGCAGCGCCUCCAACCCGCCCGGCGGCCGCGGCGACGACGACGACAGCUGGGCCUGGGCCACCGCGGUCAGCCGCCGCGUCAACCUUGACCUAGCGCUCACCGAGGCGGUCGAAGCGGCCCUGAAUUCCAGCGGCCGGCCCGAGCCGGAGGUCGCAUUCGUGUUUGCGAGCAGCGCGUACGGCCGCGCCCUCGACCUGCUGGUCCCGCUGCUGCGCCGCCUACUGCCCAGCGCCCGCGCCGUCGUCGGCUGCACUGGCUUUGGUGUCUCGGGGACGCCCGUUGGCGGCGGCGCGCCCGAGGAGGUCGAGCAUGCGCCGGCGGUGGCGGUGGCGCUGGCGCGGUUCCCUGGCGUAGAGACGCGGCUCGCCCGGGUGCAGGCUGAAGACGUCCCCGACGGCGACGCGUCCCCUGACGAGUGGGCGCGGCUCGUGGGUUUGAGCCUGGACGGCAGCGGCGGCAGCAGCAGCAGCGCGGGUGUCAACACCAACUUCAUAGUGAUAUCAGAUCCCUCGUUCACGGGCAUCGAGGAGCUGCUGGCGGGCCUGGAUUAUGCGUUCCCGGGGUCCCCAGUGUGCGGCGGCUUGAGCAGCUCCGGGCGCCUGAACAGCGCCAGGAGCAUCUUCUGCUGGAGCGCUGACCAGGAUGACGCGGAUUCAACAGGCGUCCAGCGCACCGGCGCAGCGGUGCUGGCGCUGCGGGGCCCUCUCACUAUGGAACUGCUCAUUGCGCAGGGCUGCCGCCCGCUGAGCCGCCACGUGUACACGGUCGCUGCGGUGGCGCCCGAGCAGCGCAACUUGGUUACUUCCCUUGUCGACAGCAGCAGCGGCGCAGCGUUUGCACCCCUGGAGGCGCUGCGGCGCGACCUGGGGGAGCCACUGCAGCCUAUAGCCAGCGAACGCGAGCUGCAGCAGGUAGUUUCAAACCUGUGCUGCGGCCUCAAGCCCCCAGAUGACGUGUUCGGCCCCUUCAAGGCCGCCUCGGACGCCCCCGUGCCCGGCGCGACCGCCGCCGCCGCCGCUGCUGCAGCUGCUGCCUCCCCCGGCGGCGGGCCCGACACAUUCUUCAAUGGCGGCAGCGGCGGCGCGGCAGCAGCAGCCACGACGGAGUACCUAAUCAGAGGCAUGGCGCUCACCAACAACGCCCAGCUGGCGGUCGGGGACACGCCCCGCCUGGGCGGCGCGUUCCGUUUCAUGGUGCGGGACAGCGAGGGCGCGCGCGCUGACCUGGCGGCGCAUGGAGUUGCGUACAAGCGCCAGCGGCUGGCCAGCGUGCUGGCUGGCCGCGUGGAGCCGCCUGCGGUCGGCGCGCUGGUGUUCAGCUGCAACGGGCGCGGGGCGGGGCUGUACGGGGAGGAGAGCUACGACGCGCGGCAGAUAGGCAGCUAUGUGGGCGUGCCGCUGUGCGGGUUCCAAUGCAACGGCCCACAGGGGAACUAG
This is a messenger RNA of Monoraphidium neglectum, 1497 nucleotides long. RefSeq lists its product as hypothetical. The record is from RefSeq and is a predicted model, not a curated record. NCBI's taxonomy places the organism in Eukaryota, Viridiplantae, Chlorophyta, Chlorophyceae, Sphaeropleales, Selenastraceae. Gene Ontology annotation, biological process: positive regulation of proteasomal ubiquitin-dependent protein catabolic process; protein polyubiquitination. Bases 1 to 1497 code for a protein of 498 amino acids. The transcript has 8 exons.